Molecule: messenger RNA, 1800 nt
Organism: Megalops cyprinoides (Indo-Pacific tarpon)
Lineage: Eukaryota; Metazoa; Chordata; Actinopteri; Elopiformes; Megalopidae
Product: protein arginine N-methyltransferase 1-like
Exons: 10
Coding region: 46-1092 (348 amino acids)
Biological process (GO): peptidyl-arginine methylation
Cellular component (GO): nucleus
Molecular function (GO): protein-arginine N-methyltransferase activity
Source: RefSeq, a predicted model, not a curated record
GAUGUCAUUCACGUGUAACGUAGCCCUCGUGGUCACAGCUUUGAGAUGGCGGAGACAACGAACGGGAUGGAGGUGUGCCAGGGGGACAAUCCUGAAAAACCCUCAGCAGAGGACAUGACAUCAAAGGACUAUUACUUUGACUCCUAUGCCCACUUUGGCAUCCAUGAGGAAAUGUUGAAAGAUGAAGUCCGCACCCUGACCUACCGCAACUCCAUGUUCCACAACAAGCACCUGUUCAAGGACAAAGUGGUGCUUGAUGUGGGCAGUGGCACUGGGAUCCUCUGCAUGUUUGCUGCCAAGGCUGGGGCCAAGAAAGUCAUUGGAAUUGAGUGCAGCAGUAUAUCAGACUAUGCUGUGAAGAUCGUCAAGGCCAACAAGCUGGACCACAUCGUGACCAUAGUUAAGGGGAAGGUAGAGGAGGUGGAAUUGCCGGUUGAAAAGGUGGACAUUAUUAUCUCGGAGUGGAUGGGCUAUUGUCUCUUCUACGAAUCCAUGCUCAACACUGUCAUCUAUGCUCGAGACAAGUGGCUGAAACCAGAUGGAUUGAUAUUCCCAGACAGAGCCACUCUGUAUAUUACAGCUAUUGAAGACAGACAGUACAAGGACUACAAAAUCAACUGGUGGGAGAAUGUGCAUGGGUUUGACAUGUCCUGCAUUAAAGAGGUUGCUAUCAAGGAGCCACUCGUGGAUGUGGUGGACCCCAAGCAGGUGGUCAGCAGUGCCUGCCUUGUGAAGGAGGUGAAUAUCUACACCGUGAAGCUGGAAGACCUGUCCUUUUCUUCCCCCUUUUGUCUCCAGGUGAAGAGGAACGACUACACCCAUGCGCUAGUCACUUACUUUAACAUUGACUUCACCUGCUGCCACAAGAGGACUGGAUUCUCUACCAGCCCAGAGUCCCCCUACACCCACUGGAAGCAGACUGUGUUCUACCUGGAUGAUUACCUUACCGUGAAGACUGGGGAGGAGAUAUUUGGCACAAUCAGCUUGAAGCCUAAUGCCAAAAACAAUCGUGAUCUGGACUUCACAAUUGAUAUUGACUUUAAGGGUCAGCUUUGUGAGGUCACCAACACUUCUGAGUACAGGAUGCGCUAGAGGGGAGGAGGGUCAUGGGGUUAGUUGUGUGUGCCUACAGUGACAUGACUCUUGCACAUACUUUGGAGUACCGUGUGUUCAGUUUUGCUUUUGUGGAAUACUGUUUUUGUUUUUAAAAAGUGCCUACAGUUUCAUGAACAGUAUGCUGACGUGACCAUACAGAUAUUACAGCUAACUGUUGAAAUAUGGAAAUGGAGAACAUCUUAAACUCUUGGCCUUCUUGUGUAUGUUACUGGAAGUUCUUCUAUUCAGUCUUUUGUCAUCAUUGUACAGUAAUGGCAGUCUGGCAAUACCAACUCCAUUUUAUUUUGCACUUCCUCUGAUGGUUUUCCUUAUCUCUGCCAAUUACUGUAUUUGUCUAGUGACGGUAUUGUCUUGGUGUGUUUAUUCCUUUGAGAAUGUACAUGAUUGUUGCAGGACAUCCAGUGAAAGUGUGAAGAGGACCAAUGGCUGUUUUAUUGAAUCUGAAAAACUGUUUGACCCAGUUCACCAUCUCAAAGAAAUGUAAAAAGGCACAGUGUAACAUUGUACGGGCAUGCUGUCUUGCUCUGGAACCGAAUUGUUUCCAUGUGGCUAUACCUGCAGUCCUGAGAUAAUCUGUCCAUAAGGGUGGGACAUCAAUGGACUCUUCAUAAUAGAUGAGUCUGGUGAAAACUGAUAUAUUUGAAUCUUCAGUGUGAUAUGUAAUUGGGAAGGGUGGGGUGGAUC